Messenger RNA from Aspergillus calidoustus, 1248 nucleotides. The record is from the annotation of a GenBank genome assembly. NCBI's taxonomy places the organism in Eukaryota, Fungi, Ascomycota, Eurotiomycetes, Eurotiales, Aspergillaceae.
CCGACAGUGCGCACAAUCGCAACUGAGCAAAUGACCGUUCUCGACGAAAGGACUAUAUGCGCAGUCCAGGCACGGCUUCUCUAUGCGAUCGCCGUAUGCGGGGAGGGAAGUAUAGAAGAAGCACGCGCCCAUUUCAUCAUAGCCCGAGACAUGGCGAUCGAGCUGCAUAUGAACAGAGACGACUCCCUGGACCGAUCACUCGGCGACACCGAACUCGAAAGCGAACGCCGAACAUGGUGGGAGCUCUACAUCCUCGACGGCUAUAUGACCGGGAUCUGGCCAAGCCUUGGGUUUAUCACAAGCGUACUCGCCUGCGACGUCCCUGUUCCCCUUGAUGGACCGUACGCAAACAUUCUAGGAGGGACGGAUCAAUUUUCGCCGGACAUCCUCCUCUCAGAAGACGACGACCGCUCUCUAUCCCCAUGGUGGCACCGCAUCCACGCCGCAACUCUUCUGACCAAGGUCGUUCUUCUUCCAGACCAGGAUAAAGCGCAAGCUGCCAUGGCUGCCCUCGCAACCUGGCGUCUCUCACUACCACCCGAGAAGGCGCAGUUUAUGGACCCAUUCGGGCGCGUCAAUGCGCCUCUUUUCCACGCGGAGGUACUUGCUCAAACAGCCGCGUUGAUGUUGCACUUCCCUCGCAGCGAUCUGCAUCCCGAUUUCGACCAGUCGAUGCAAACAGCGAAGACACUUCUCGCCCCAGCAGGAACAAUAAUUCCCAUUCGCACUUGUACGCGCAAAGUACACGGCAUCAAGGCAACGGAGGCAUCAAAAGAGAUAUGUAACCUGUUCUCGAUAUACCCAUCAAUGGAAAGUUGCUCGCCGUUGGUUGUUCCCUGUUUGGCCGCUUGUGCACUCGUCCAGCUUGCGACGUAUCGCUCACAUAUCAGAAACGGUGGGGAUUGCCGCGAGUUGCAUCGCGAUCGCCUAAGGCUCUUAGCCGGGUUAUUAAGGUCUGCGGGGAAAGUGUGGGGGUUUGCCAGACGAGCAUAUGAAGAGAUCAAAGGUGUGGCAGGGGAAGUAUUCCGCGACCGACGCCCAGACGCUGAAGGUGAAGGCCCAGAGUCACGAACGGAAAGAGCGACUCGGGAUCCACCGGCUGCUGAGGAAGGCGUAGGCUUCGUACCGGCCCUCGGCGGACUUGAGCCUGGCUUUCAAGACUUGGGACCGUGGCCGUGGAUGCAAGAGGCAUAUCCUGUUGAGGCGUUGGUGGAAUAUCCACAGAGUACUAGCCAAUAUCCACUUUAG